Molecule: messenger RNA, 234 nt
Organism: Adineta steineri
Lineage: Eukaryota; Metazoa; Rotifera; Eurotatoria; Adinetida; Adinetidae
Source: the annotation of a GenBank genome assembly
AUGAAUAAAGCAAUAAGUCUUCGUCAAAUUCCACAACGCAUUUUCUCAAUAUUUACACGAACUUUUUCAAGUAUUCCGGAUACUCCUGUUGAAGAACCAGCACGUGAUCCUAAUGCACCAACACGUGAUAAUACGAAUGAUGGCGAUCAAUCACCAAAACCAAAUCGAGAAAAUUCAAAUAACAACAAUCAAGAUCCUAAUCAAUUACCAAAAUCACCCAAAAAAGAUCGAUAG